Camellia sinensis is the source of this 1006-nucleotide messenger RNA. The record is from RefSeq and is a predicted model, not a curated record. Lineage: Eukaryota; Viridiplantae; Streptophyta; Magnoliopsida; Ericales; Theaceae.
UUCAGUUUGGUCUAGUAAUGCCUCGGCGAUAUCAAAUGAUGUUACUGCAAUUCUGAUGGAUACUGGUAAUCUUGUUCUGUCAAGCAGUGACAGUGUUGAUGAUCUAAACAAGGCCUUGUGGCAGAGCUUCAAUGAGCCCACCGAUACAUUCCUACCGGGCAUGACGGUCUACAUGAAUGUCAGGGCCGGAGAGACUCGUGUUUUCACUAGUUGGACAAGUGAUAACGAUCCUUCGCUUGGACGAUACUCAAUGGGCGUUGAUCCUCGGGGAUCACCACAGAUAGUGAUAUGGGAUGGGCUAAAUCGACAUUGGAGAAGUGGGCAUUGGAAUGGACUAAUAUUUACCGGUGUUCCAACCAUGAGGGCUAUCUAUUUGUAUGGUUUUAAGCUUUUCAAUGAGGGAAAUGGUAGCUUGUAUUUUACAUAUACCUCUUCAAACAGUUCUGAUCCGUUGAGGUUUCGGAUUGGUUGGGAUGGAAAUGAAGCACAACUUUGGUGGGAUGAUGGUAAAAAAGAAUGGAGGAUUAUGCAAUUGCAACCUGCUAAUGAAUGUGAAGUGUAUAACAAAUGUGGCAAUUUUGGGAAAUGUAAUGUGAUGGACUCUACAAUUUGUAGUUGUAUGAAAGGGUUUGUACCCAAAAAUGUGGAUCAAUGGGAUAGUGGAAAUUGGUCUGGUGGGUGUGUUAGAAAGACACAGUUACAGUGUGGGACAAAUGGAGAAGAAGACGGGUUUGUGAAGAUUGAGGGCGUGAAGUUACCGGACUAUGCAGACUUGAUGGUGGCACAGGACAUUGGGGAUUGUGGAGAGAAAUGCUCGAAGAAUUGUUCAUGUCACGCCUACACAUUUGCAAUUGGAAUCAGCUGUAUGAUAUGGAGAGGGGAUUUGGUAGAUAUUCAGCAUUUUGAAGAAGGUGGGAGCGAUCUGUACGUUCGCCUUGCUAGUUCUGAUUUGAUUAGCAAAAGAAAAUUUUCCAAGCUUGGUGAGCCAACAGUCCAGUGGAAAUAA